Molecule: messenger RNA, 3177 nt
Organism: Macadamia integrifolia
Lineage: Eukaryota; Viridiplantae; Streptophyta; Magnoliopsida; Proteales; Proteaceae
Product: linoleate 13S-lipoxygenase 2-1, chloroplastic-like
Exons: 9
Coding region: 291-2999 (902 amino acids)
Biological process (GO): lipid oxidation
Molecular function (GO): metal ion binding; protein binding; oxidoreductase activity, acting on single donors with incorporation of molecular oxygen, incorporation of two atoms of oxygen
Source: RefSeq, a predicted model, not a curated record
AUAGUGCUACUCUUUUGAGUCCAUGAAAACCCCCAUCACUGGUGUUUACCGUGUUUCACGUGCCAAGAACUAAUGACAGGUACGUUCCAAAAGAACCAAACAAGAAAUAUGCAAAGGCUGUUCUUCGUUACCCAUUUUUCUAUAUAAAGCUUGAAAAUCCUAGCUUGGAUCACCAAGCUAAUCUCAAGAAAUCCGGGAGAGCUAAGUAACUCUUAGCUCUUCAGCCAAAGCUGUUCUGUUCUAAUUAGUAAACCCUUCCUUUCUCUCUUUCAAAACCAUAAUCGAUCGAUAUGUUGAACCCUCCUCAACUACAUCACACGUGUGAAACUGUUCGUUCACUUGUGCUAUUGCGCAAAUCCUUCUUCUCCGUUCAUGGUGGUCCACAGCUCGGCCUUGGGCCGGCGCCGCCUCUCCGUCAAAAACAAAAGAACUGCACUAUCCGGGCUAUUUCCAGAGACGUCAAAGCGGUCGCCGCGUCCGAUACUGGAAAAUCUUUGACAGUUAAGGCGGUAGUUACAGUGCAACUAACACUGGGCGGCAUCUUCUCUGACAUUGGGUUGGACAGAGGCCUCGACGACUUUGCUGACCUGCUUGGUAAAACGUUGCUGUUGGAGCUCGUUAGCUCAGACCUUGACUCUAGUACUGGAUUGGAGAAGGAGAAAAUCAAAGGGUAUGCUCAUAAGGUUGGUGGUAGAAAGGACAACGAGGUGCACUACGAAAGCAAGUUUGUGGUUCCAGCGGGUUUUGGGGAAGUGGGUGGAAUUCUUGUGGAGAAUGAGCAUCACAAGGAGAUGUACCUUAAGAACAUUGUUCUUGAGGGCUUCCCUAAUGGCCCUGUGAACUUUACCUGUGAUUCAUUUGUUUGCAGCAAGUUUGACAACAAAGAGAAGAGGAUCUUCUUCACUAAUAAGUCGUACUUGCCAUCGGAGACACCGUGUGGGCUGAAGAGGCUGAGGGAGAAGGAGCUGGUGGACCUGCGUGGGACCGGGCAAGGAGAGCGGAAGACAUACGAGAGGAUAUACGAUUACGAUACGUACAACGAUUUGGGAGACCCUGACAAUAGUGCUGACCUGGUUCGUCCUGUUCUUGGUGGUCCCCAACACCCUUAUCCCAGACGUUGCAGGACUGGCCGCCCACGUUGCUCGAAAGAUCCCUCGUCCGAGACAAGGAGCACUAUCGUAUAUGUGCCAAGAGAUGAGGCAUUUUCAGAAGUGAAGGAGUUGAAUUUCUCAGCAAAGACAGUGAAAUCAGUGCUUCAUGCUCUGCUUCCUUCACUUGAGACCGCACUUCUCGAUUCAAAUCUCGGAUUCCCAUACUUUACUGCCAUUGAUUCACUAUUCAAUGAAGGGGUCACCGUACCCAAGCCCAAAAAUCAAGGGUUCAGCUUCAGCUCGGUUUUGCCAAGGCUUGUCAAGGCCAUCACUCAAGAACAAGAUGAGAUCUUGCUCUUUGAGGUCCCUGAAAUGAUAAACAGAGACAAGUUCUCUUGGUUCAGGGAUGAGGAAUUCUCGCGCCAGACUCUUGCUGGUCUCAACCCCUUCAGCAUUCAGUUGGUCACGGAGUGGCCACUGAAGAGCACUCUCGACCCAAAAAUCUAUGGCCCAGCUGAGUCUAUAAUUACUAAAGAACUCAUUGAGCGAGAGAUCAAGGGCGUCAUGACUCUGGAAGAGGCUAUAAAGAACAAGAAACUGUUCAUCUUAGAUUAUCAUGAUCUCUUGUUACCUUACGUAAGCAAAGUGAGAGAACUCGGUGGGACGACGUUGUAUGGAUCAAGGACAUUAUUCAUGCUCACCGCAGAAGACACAUUGAGACCUCUAGCAAUUGAGCUCACUCGGCCACCCAGUGAAGGCAAGCCUCUGUGGAGACAAGUCUUCUCCCCUGCUUGGGAUUCCACAAGUUGCUGGCUCUGGAGACUUGCUAAAGCUCAUGUCUGUGCCCAUGACGCUGGUUUUCAUCAGCUUGUCGUCCACUGGCUAAGGACACAUUGUUGUACUGAGCCCUAUAUAAUUGCCGCGAAUCGGCAAUUAAGUGCGAUGCACCCGAUCUACCGGUUAUUGAAGCCGCAUUUCCGGUACACCAUGGAGAUCAAUGCUCUUGCUCGAUUGUCCCUUAUAAAUGGAGGUGGGAUCAUUGAGACCGCCUUUUUUCCAGGGAAGUACUCAAUUGAGGUCAGCUCUGUGUAUUAUGACAAGUUUUGGAGGUUUGACGAGGAGGCUUUGCCUGCAGACUUGAUUAAAAGAGGAAUGGCAGUUGAGGAUCCCACGGCUAAGCAUGGGGUAAGGCUCAUAAUACAGGAUUACCCAUUUGCUAGUGAUGGUCUUGUCCUCUGGGAUACCCUAAAGGAAUGGGUGAGUGAUUAUGUCAAUCACUAUUAUCCAAAAUCCAACCUUGUUGAAUCUGAUGAGGAACUCCAAGCAUGGUGGACUGAAGUGAGAACCAAAGGACAUGGAGACAAGAAGGAUGAACCAUGGUGGCCUACCCUGAAAACCGAAGAUGAUCUAAUACAAGUAGUGACAACCAUUAUCUGGGUCACCUCCGGCCACCAUGCUGCCGUCAACUUCGGCCAAUACCACUACGCUGGCUACUUCCCAAACCGGCCGACACGGACCAGGACGAACAUGCCCACAGAGGAACCAUCAGAGGAAGAGUUCAAGAAUUUCUUGAAAAAACCAGAGUUUGCACUAUUGAAGUGUUUCCCUUCACAAAUUCAGGCUACUAAGGUGAUGGCCAUAUUGGAUGUGUUGUCUAACCACUCAGUGGAUGAGGAGUACCUUGGAGAUGUGAUUGAGCCAGCUUGGUCUGAGGAUCCAAUCAUAAACGCGGCAUUUGAGAGGUUUAAUGGGAAACUGAAGGAACUUGAAGGGAUCAUCGAUGGAAGGAAUGCAGACUUGGAUUUGAAGAACAGAUGUGGUGCAGGAGUAGUACCCUAUGAGCUCUUGAGGCCAUUCUCGAAACCUGGGGUCACAGGAAUGGGAGUUCCUUACAGCAUCUCCAUUUGAACAUUGGAUUAGUAUGGUCAAUAAGUGGCUAAUUAACCAAUGUCAAAUCACAUCAAUGAGUCUCUUUUACAAGAAUGAUGUAUAAAAGAGCAGAAAUUAGUAAUGUCCUUGUUUCAUGAACUUAUGCUUUAAAACCCGUGAUAUUAAGGAAAUCGCAUUUUAUAUGUGGAUUCCAUAA